AUGAGGUUACCAUUUCAUCUUCCAGGCCAGCAAAAUGUAGUUUUCAGUGGUGAAGAUGAUAUUGAAGAUGUGCUAAACAAACCUCAGGUUAAUUCUUCUAUUUUUUUGGAGUGGAUGAACAUGAACAAAAAACCAGAAACAACGAAACUUACUUAUGUUGAGUUUCCAUCAAAGUAUGUUUGGAAGUUAAAGGAUCGUUGUUGGCAGCCGCGAAAAAAUUAUGUUGUUGUUGGAAGACUUUAUUCAGUUUCUCCUUCCCUUGGUGAAGCUUAUUACCUUAGAAUUCUUCUAACCAAGGUCAAGGGUCCACGAUCUUUUGAAGAAAUUAGAACCUAUGAGGGUGUUGUUUAUCCUACUUUUAGGGAUGCAUGUUAUGCGCGUGGCCUAUUAGACGAUGACAACGAAUACAUUGAGUGUAUUAAAGAGGCCAGUUUUACAGGAAAUGGUCAUUAUCUUCGUUCAUUGUUCGGUACACUUCUUUUGUCUAAUACUCUAUCAAGACCAGAAGUUGUUUGGGAGAAGACGUGGGAGUUUUUGUCGGAGGACAUUUUAUACAAUAUGCGGAAGGAUUCUGGGUUUAGUGGUUUUGCUGUCUCAGACGAGCGUUUAAAGAAUAUAACGUUGUCUAAAAUCGAAAACUAUCUUAUCCGUAAUGGAUCCAGCUUGCAUAGAUUCUCACCAAUGCCUGUUCCAGAUGAAGAUUCUACAAUAUAUGAGGCUAACCGUCUAAUAAAUGAGGAGCUUUCUUGGGAUAAGGAUGAAGUUAGGGCUGAAUUUAAUAAGCUUCAUAAUUCUUUAAAUGAUGAUCAAAGAGCAGUGUAUAAUGAGAUUAUGACUGCUGUUAGACGUAAGACAUUUCUUUGGAAAACUUUAGCUGCUUCCAUAAGAUGCAAUGGACAUAUUGUUGUUAAUGUUGCUUCAAGCGGGAUUGCAUCACUGUUGUUGUCACGAGGCCGUACCGCCCAUUCAAGAUUUCAUAUUCCGAUUAAUCUUACUGAAGAUUUCGUUUGUAAUAUCAAACCUAAUUCUGGAAUCGCUAAUCUUCUAGACGAAGCCAAGUUGAUUAUUUGGGACGAAGCACCGAUGGUACACAAACAUGCUUUUGAAGCUCUUGAUCGUACAUUGAAAGAUGUUUUGAGUGUCUCCGAUUCAGGUAAUUCUGAACUUCCCUUUGGUGGAAAGACUAUUGUUUUCGGUGGUGACUUUAGGCAAAUCUUACCUAAAGUCACAUCUUACCGGUUGUACAAAACGGCACAAGGCAAGACAUUGUACACGCCUCUUUAUGUUUAUCUUACAUUUGGUCCACUUGCAAGCAGUAGUUCAGACAUUGAUGAGAUAAACGAUUUUGCGAAAUGGCUUCUUGAAAUUGGUGAAGGCAAUCUUGGUGAUGGUAACGAUGGCGAUUCAACUAUAGAAAUACCAAACGAUCUUCUAAUCACCGAUUCAACUGAUCCAAUUCAAAGCUUGAUUGACUUUGUAUAUCCAUCAGUUCUUGACCGUUUUAAAGAUCGUGACUACUUUUCUGAAAGAGCCAUACUUGCUCCUAAAAAAUGA
Messenger RNA from Helianthus annuus (common sunflower), 1554 nucleotides. RefSeq lists its product as uncharacterized. The record is from RefSeq and is a predicted model, not a curated record. Gene Ontology annotation, biological process: DNA repair; telomere maintenance. The coding region runs from base 1 to 1554 and encodes 517 amino acids. Gene Ontology annotation, molecular function: DNA helicase activity. Lineage: Eukaryota; Viridiplantae; Streptophyta; Magnoliopsida; Asterales; Asteraceae. The transcript has 4 exons.